CGGCUGAGGAAAGGCCCGGCGCCGCUGCCUGAGGAAAGCCAUGCCAGUUCUUGAUCUCCAAAACCAGUUGGGAUUUAACCUAGACAGAUGGAUGCUCCGCCUGAGUAGCAAGCAGCCCUUCCAGCAGGCCAGCCUGUGCCACACGUUUGAGAAGGAGUGGCUGGAGUGUUCGGCAGGCAUUGGGUUGACACGUGCCAAGGAGGAGUGCAGGCUGGAGUCUGAAGACCUGGAGGAGUGCAUGACCAGGCGCAAAAUGAUGCAGCGUAUGCGAGCCAUCUUGAAGCAGAGGGAGGUCAUGAUUAAGGAGGGGAAAUACACGCCAUCUGAUUGGCAUGACAAGUGAGAGGUCAGCCACGGAACUGAGGCUGCUGAUCCUCAAGGAGAACGCAGCCCUUGCUCUCCAGGAGCCGAAGAGCUCUGUCCCUGGUAUAUUGUUAAAGAAUGGUUUAGGUGGAACCUUUUAAUUUCUCUUUUUGUUUCUAGCCCAGCCCAUGAAUAAAAUUCUUCUUUGGGGUCUGGAA
Messenger RNA from Python bivittatus (Burmese python), 521 nucleotides. It is a transcript of the gene NDUFS5, whose product is annotated as NADH:ubiquinone oxidoreductase subunit S5. The record is from RefSeq and is a predicted model, not a curated record. NCBI's taxonomy places the organism in Eukaryota, Metazoa, Chordata, Lepidosauria, Squamata, Pythonidae. Gene Ontology annotation, biological process: mitochondrial respiratory chain complex I assembly. Gene Ontology annotation, cellular component: respiratory chain complex I.